This is a messenger RNA of Aspergillus fijiensis CBS 313.89, 1699 nucleotides long. Its product is annotated as RibD family protein. The record is from RefSeq and is a predicted model, not a curated record. Bases 469 to 1371 code for a protein of 300 amino acids. Gene Ontology annotation, biological process: riboflavin biosynthetic process. NCBI's taxonomy places the organism in Eukaryota, Fungi, Ascomycota, Eurotiomycetes, Eurotiales, Aspergillaceae. Gene Ontology annotation, molecular function: 5-amino-6-(5-phosphoribosylamino)uracil reductase activity. The transcript has a single exon.
CGGAUCACGAUCGCAUUUGUUUUCAUUUCUUAGAUAGCAUUAUUAGCCUAGAUACUCCUCUCAUGAUUUUAGAUGCAAUAAUCAAAAUUCCGACUUUUAGACUUCGAGCCCCCGAGAUAGUCUGCCUACAUAUCAAUAGCUAGACUAGUUUCUCUGAGCAGAUGCAAGCUCUGACAAACUUCGAGGUGUUCGCCAAGAAAGCGCCCCCUCGAACAGCUACCGGUGAGGGGUAAAAUCACUGAUCAUCUCCCGCCCAUAGUGGGGUAACGACAGCACCAACAGUUGGUGCCUCUUUCAUGGCCUGAGGCUCCACAUUUUUUAUCGCUCCCUUUCCCCGCAAACCCAUCCAGCAUAAACACUCCCUCACACCUCAAAGAUAUUCACCAACAAACACACCAACCCCACAUCUCUCAACAUCCCAAUCUUCCAACCCCAACAUCGCCACCCAAACAGACAUUUCACUACACCAUGACCGACCCCCCACGCGACGCCCUAACCUUCCCCGCCUCCGACCGCGCAUUCCUCGAACCACACCUCCCCCCUCCCAGGCAAACCUCACCCACCACCGACCAUGCCCCCGCGACCCUCCCAUUCACAACCCUCACCUUCGCGACCUCGCUCGACUCCUCCCUCGCCCUGUCGCCGGGCACGCGCACCGUGCUCUCGGGCCCGCAAUCCAAGGCGAUGACGCACUACCUGCGCUCGCGCCACGACGCCAUCCUGGUGGGCGUCGGCACAGCGGUCGCCGACGACCCGGGCCUGAACUGCCGGCUCGCCGGCGGGGGCGGGUACGGCGCCGACGGGCUGGACGGCCAGCCGCGGCCCAUCAUCGUGGACCCCUCGGCGCGCUGGCGGAUCACCCCGCAGGCUAAGAUCGUGGAGAUGGUGCGGCGAGGGCGGGGGCGGGCGCCGUGGGUGCUGAUCGCGGAGGGGACGGAGGUGGAGGCGGAGCAGCGGAGGGUGUUGGAGGGAGUUGGGGGGAGGUUUAUUUCGCUUCCUUUGGGGAUUACAACAAAGGAUUUUGGGGGGGAUGAGGAGGAGGGGGAGGGGGUAGGAAAGGGUAGGAGGGAGUUCGAUUGGAGGCAGGUGCUGGAGUAUCUGCGGCGGGAGGAAGGGGUGCGCAGUGUUAUGAUCGAGGGCGGGGCGGCGGUGAUUAAUUCGUUGCUGGAGCCGAGGUACCAGGGUCUGGUCAGCUCGGUGAUUGUGACGAUUGCGCCGACGUGGUUGGGGAGGGGCGGGGUGGUGGUGAGUCCGCCAAGGAGGGUGGGGGACGGUGGGGUGGCUGUGCCGGCGUCGCGGUUGACGGGGGUCAAGUGGUAUCCUUUUGGGGAGGAUGUGGUGCUUUGUGGGAGGAUUAAGGUGGAUACCUAAGGUAGAUGGUGGUUGUGCUAUGUCGUUGGAAUUGGGGUUGAGGGUACUGGGGAGCUGAAAAGAAAGGGGGGUCUGGGGGUUCUCCCCCAGAUAGUUAUACUAUACUAUUGGAUUCGAGUUGAGGUUAUUGGGGAGUUGAAAGAAAGGGGGGUCUGGGGGUUCUCCCCCAGAUAGUUACAUUACUGCUAGGACUGAGGAUUGAGAUUAUUGGGGAGUUGAAAGAAAGGGGGUUCGGACGUUCUCCCCAGAUACUUGUGUUAUAAGGGUAUGAUGUGCUUGCGUCGCAUGCAUCUCUUCGUGGUGGAUCUAAUGUCUGGAACGAGGAUCA